AGUAAGCCCGUUUCAACAGUGUUUGCCAGAGUAUGUUUAUUCCUGUUGUCGGGUGUCGGGGGGUUUAUCAUAUGACAUUCUUCCGAUGUUAUUUUUCCUUUUCUCCAUGCCAAGCUGCCUAUCUCUUUGACUUGAUGUGCUAAGAGAUGUCAAUACAAGAAGAGUUUCGCAUCCGCAAUGUACUUCCAUCCCACCCAGACCUGCAUACAUUCACUUCAUCCAAGUGGAUGCCCACUGGGGCGUACCUGGCAUAUCGCUGGCUCCUUGCACUUUACAUUUCUGUUGAUGUCAUUGUGGAUCGCUUGUUCUUCAAACGCUGGUACAGCUUCGCAUUCACUUUCUGGGGCCUGAUUACACUCACACUUUACCUCAACCUCGCGGCAAUCCUCACCACAAUAAAAUAUGUGAAAACAAGGCUUAACCUGUCAGAUCACGCUGGCAUUGUGUCACAAAGUGGCGAGGAAGGAAUAUCCACCCCUGGUGCAGCUGAAGAUGAAACCUUUACUCCAGAUGGAUAUAUGCCAAAAUUAUAUAAGUUGAUGUGGCUGUUGUUUAAUGUCUGUGCUGUAAAUUCAGUUAUUGUAUCAGUGGGAUAUUGGGGGCUCCUUCAUCAGAAGUUUGGCCGCCAGGCCACUAUUGGUCUAAUUGGCUACCUCAAUAUCAACUCACAUCUCAUCAAUGCUGUCAUCAUGAUCCUAGAUUCCAUGAUCCAUAAUGUUCCAGUCCGAAUUUUCCACGUAGUUUACUCAACAAUUUAUGGGCUUAUUUAUUUUUUUACAACAAUCAUUGUUUGGCUAGCUAGUGGCAGAGUGGCUUACUUUUUCCUGGAUUACUCCAAGCGUCCAGGGAUUGCCGCCAUAGUGAUUGUUGGGGGUUGCUUUGUUGUACAGCCUUUGAUACAGCUAAUGCAUUAUGGGUUGUAUCGUGGCCGUAUCUGGCUGCAAGGGGUAUUGCUUGAUGGUACUAGUGUGGGGGGAGGUGGGGAGGUAACUGCUCUGCAUAUGCAAAGUGUUGCUUAGGAUAUGAAUGCAACUUAAAACAGGGGAAGAGGGGAGGGUGGGGCACAAGCCCCCCAGUUAUGACAUUAUCUUAGUACACCACUACACUCAAUCCUGGACCCUUUUCUUGGGCUAGGGAGCUCUGCCCCACUUCUCAAGUUGCCUGUAUAGUAAUAAGCCAAAGAUUAAAUAUCCACUUGGCAAUAGGAUAGAUUUUAUACUGAAUAUAUAUAAAUGAAAAAAUAUAGUUAAAUAUAUAUUUCUUAUUCGUAAUCAUACGCAUUAGUACUAGAAGCACCCGCCCACAUGCCACACACCAAGAAAAAUUUGACAAUAUUUGAUUGUUUUAAAAUUGCUAUAUUUCUUAAUGUAAAUACAUUGUAUAUUUUAUCCAAAGAUGUUCUAAUAAAGCUUAUAUUAACGAUUUCGAUCUCAAAUGAAAAGAAUACUA
Molecule: messenger RNA, 1449 nt
Organism: Nematostella vectensis (starlet sea anemone)
Lineage: Eukaryota; Metazoa; Cnidaria; Anthozoa; Actiniaria; Edwardsiidae
Product: protein rolling stone
Exons: 3
Coding region: 147-1019 (290 amino acids)
Cellular component (GO): membrane
Source: RefSeq, a predicted model, not a curated record